AUGCGCCGCGGCCGGCAGCCCCUGGUGGCCGCCGUGCUCGCGCUCACCCGGGCGGCCCGCUGCCCCGACGAGCCCUGGCUGGACUGCGGCGCCGCGCCGCCGCCGCCGCCGCCGCCCGUGGCGCCGUCCGGCGGCGACCUGUUGCCCGCGGCGGCGGACCCGCUCCUGCUGCCGCGCACGGCCGCGACGCUCGACGGCCACUCGGCGACGACCGACGAGGCGCUGAACGCGGCGGGCGCGGCCGGCAACCACACGUCGCACUUCGUCGCGUUCCGCUGCAAGCACUCCAUGGGCUACCUCCAGCGGAGCGCCCACCCCGUGCUGGGGACCAAGGUCGACGUGACGCCCUACUCGGACAAGGAGCUCUUGCCGCCCCGGGAGGCGAUCUGGCGGCUGGCCCAGGCGCCGGGGGGCCUCAGCGUCCUGGAAGCGCUGGACGGCCACCACCUCCUGACGAUGCACGGCCGCCUGCGGACGCCGCCCUGGAUGCUCUUCGUCGUGCCGCCGGCGGCGGGCAUGGACGCGACGUCCACGCCCGACGACCUGACGUUCCGCGUGGAGCUGGACGAGCGCACGCUGAAGGACGACCGGGAGCGCCGGGCCGACGGGCGGCUCUACGCCGUCGGCGCCGGGGCCUACGUGAACUGCGUCGACGGGAAGCACCUGCGGGGCCACUCGGGCGGCGCGAACCGGCGCAAGGCGGCGACGCGCGAACCGUCCACGCUACUCGAGAUCUGGACGCUGUCGGCGGCGCAGGCGCGCCGCGCCGAGGCCUUCCGGGAGGCCUACGCGCCCCCUCCCAAAAAAAUCCUGCAAAAGCCGAAGAGCCCCUUCGGGCUGUUUUCCAAGCCGCUCGCCCCCCGUCCUGCAAAGAAGAAGGGCGCGGGCAGCCCGACGGAGGAGGCGCCCGUCGGCGGCCACCAGGGGCGCUGCGACGGCGCGUGCGCCGGCGAGCCGCGAUCGACCGAGGGCUACUACCCGGCGGCCGUCGAGGCCUUCGCGGGCUUCGUCUGCCCGUCGGCCUUCCGCGACGCGAGCGACUGGGUCUUCGCCUGGCCCUGGCAGCACUUCUCCGAGAAGGCCUGGGUCGCGCCGACGAAGACGGCCGCCUCCUGUUUACCCCAAAUUCCCGUCGUGUACGCCCACGCCAACCGGGUCCCGAAGACCGUGGACUGGGCCGUCCGGGAGCUGAAGCGGCCCUUCGUGCUGAUCAGCGGGCAGUCGGACUUUGCGGCCUCGAGGUACAAGCAGGUCCUGGGCCAGAAGCUGCUGCAUCGGUGGUACGCGCAGAAUGCGGACAUGCAACAUCGGAAGCUGCGGCCCAUUCCCAUCGGCCUGAACUGCUUCGAGCAGGCGCCCGAGAUGAAACGCGCCCUGAAAAAUAUACCGGCCAAGCAGAAGAAGGUCUGGGUCAACUUCGGCAACACGCACGCGAAGCGCCGGGACGCCUGGCGCUGGUUCUGCGGGGACUUGCCCAAGACGAGCGUCGCCCCGAAGCCCUGGGCGACGUGCGAAAUCAAGAAGACGAAGAACAACGUGCGGAACAACCCCCACCUCGUCGCGUACUACGGGCGCGUCGCGGCGCACCGCUACGUGGCGGCCUGUGUGGAAAUCAACCAGUGCGUCGGGUGCACCCGACAAUUCUUCACUAAGUCAUUUCUCAGCGAUGGCGCGGCCGACCUGGCUCGGACGAGCGGCGAGGAACCGGCAUCGCCACGCCAUCGAGCAGGCGUCGCGUUGAUGGCGUAGAGGACGAAACGACGAUUCAGCACGAACGCAUCGUAAAAUUUGAUUUCCACACAGGUGGCGGCGCCCCGCGGGAACGGCCUGGACACGCAUCGGCUGUGGGAGGCCCUGUACCUGGGCUGCGUGCCCAUCGUCCAGUCCGGGCCGCUCGACGCCCUGUACAAGCGCGUCGGCGCGCUGGUCGUGCGGUCCUGGACGCAGGUCACGUCCCACUUGUUGGAUUCCGAGUACGAUCGCCUGGUGGCGAUUCAGCGGAACGCCUCGGAUCUCCUCACGCCGGGCCACUGGAAGCGUUUGAUCGAGAGCGACCGGCGCGCGGCGAUGGACAAGUCGGCGAAGAGCAGUGACCGGGGGCGGUGCUGGGGGCUCGGGGCCGCGCCGGCGUAAAAGUAGUACUUGUGUGACGCGGCGACGCCAUCGACGCGCCACUCCCAUUCCUCGCGUUCGCGUCUGCUCCCGGCGACGCAGAGCGCGGGACUUCUACGAAGUCCGGCGCGCCGAGCCCGUGCCGCGUCACCAAGGUGAACACGCCCCGCCAGCCGAGCUACCCGCGGCUGCUCGCGCGCUGCGGCGCCUUCGACUACCGGAAGCUCACCAAGGCGUACUGGUUCUGGGAGAUGCGCCGCGACGACCGCGCUCGAGCGGGACCGCCGCCCGACGGCGAGGACCUGCCGCCGGCGGUGCGGGUGGCGUUCGGGCGGGGACCGGGGCGGCGGCGGCGCUUCUCCGGAAGGGGCGCCGAGGCCGGCCUCGCGAAGCUCCCGCCGUUCCUCGCGAGACACGUCGCGACAAUUUGA
Messenger RNA from Pelagomonas calceolata, 2543 nucleotides. Lineage: Eukaryota; Pelagophyceae; Pelagomonadales; Pelagomonadaceae. The record is from the annotation of a GenBank genome assembly.